UGAACAGGAAGUGACAUCACGGCAUGUGCUUCAUCACGCCGCCUGUUGUGACUCGAGGCCUUUGCACGCCGUGUCAGCUGCUGGAAAGUAAACACCACCUGGUGUUUUGUCGGCUUCCUGAUUUUCUUUUUUUCUGUCUGAGGAGUUCAGACGAGGUGAACUUUAAAUUUUGGUCUGUUUCGUUGAAGCAGCGUUUGGUCUUACGAAGCGAGCGGUGUGUCGGUUACCUGCAGAACAAGCACGCAGACGUCAUCAUUUCAGUCAUCGUCAUGCAGGGCGAGUGCAGGCUCCGACCUUUGACCUUCCACCUGUCAUUAGUCAUUAAAUGCAGCUUUUAAAGCAGUUGUAAAGUUUCUGUGUUGCUGCUGUGUUCGGCCGUCCUUCAUGUCAUCAGGCUUCAUGAAGAAAAGCUGCAGCUGCUGCUAAAUUCAGGUGUUUUGUGCUGCGAAGCCUCCGUCCGCAGCCUGCAGCCUGCUUCGUGACGUCACCGUAUUUUCAUCCGUAUGACAUAAAAACAGCGGCGGCGGCGAGCAGCUAAUCAUCAACACAGACGUCUUUCAUCGACGAGACUUCCAGUCCACUCAAUGAGUCACUUCCUGAAAAGUGACAAAUAUUUCCCAUAAUUCUGAGUCUCUCUCUCUCUCUGUCUCUCUCAGUCUCUGUCUCUGUCUGUCUCUCAGUGAUCAUGGCUGCAGUCGGAGCAGAGGUCGCCUGGUUGUGGUUCCUGUCGCCGGGAGUCAGUUUCUUCAUCUUCCUCCUCCUCCUCUCCGUCUUCCUCACAGCUCUCUGCAGCGACUGCAGGAGACGUUCGUUUGAGCUGCGAGAAUCUGAGGUGGACAAAAAUCCUUCCACUCUCAUCAGCGUGGUGAAGCUGGAGGAAGCCAUGGGGCCGAGAGAGAAUCCGACGAUCAGCGAGAUCCAAACCGAUGAAGAUGAGAACAUGGUCACCUUCACUCCGUGGAGGAGCCACUUGGUGGCGCCACAACACCACCAAGAUGUUAAGACCAAUGGCAGCGCACCAGUGAUGAGAUCAAGUGAAUCGGACACUGCUGAAGAGGAAAACUCCGUCCCGUUCACUCCGUGGAGGAGCCACCUGAGGGCGCCACAGAGCCAAGAUCUGAACAGCUUCGCCCUCCCAGACUCCGACCACAUCUACCACAUCAUCGGAGGAGGGCGGAGCAGCAGCGGCGGUGAUGCUGAUGUGUCGUCAGCACCGACCAAUCAGGAGCCAGCGGAGGAGCGCGGCCCCCGCUCUGCAGCGGCGGCGGAUUUGAGCGACGAUGACUUCAACUUAUUGUAUGCACAAAUCAGCAAGAAGGAGAGACUGACCACGCCCCCUCCUCCUCCUCCUCCACCUGUACAGGAGGAGGAGGAGGAGGAGGAAGAGGAGGAGCCCUCUCCUCCACUGCCUGACAGGAGGACACAGCUGGAGGGAUGAUGAUGAUGAAGGACAUGAGAUAAAGUCUGACAGGAUGUUACAGCCGUUACAAAAGAUCAAAGAUGGACAACAAGACAAGAAGAAGUCCACACAAAUGUUUAGCUCAGAAACUGUUAUACACAAACAUAUUGAUCGUUUUCCAAUCGUUCACUAAGUUAUUGACUGAACUGCCUUCAUGACUCUGCUGAAGACAAACGUCCUCUGCUGUGAUCUCCGUCUCCAAACACGUCAGCAGCAAACCUGAGGAGCAUCGGUGUCCUCAGUGCGUCCAGCGGCAGCCUGCUCACCACAUUCUGGGACGUUUCCAGUCGUAUCAAGUGAUGAAGAGGAUGUGAUCUUCCUCUUCAGCUGCUGGACAAACACGUCAUGUCCUUCACUGUGGUGAAGCAGUGUGUCAGUGGACUGAGUCCAUGUCUUAAAGCUGUUGGACAGUUCUUUGAUUAACAGGAAGCAACAAUGAAGAAUGUAUUCUCAUUGGAUGUGUAGUCAGAUUGGCUGUAAUUCACUGGAUGAUGCAGCAGAAAAGGAAGCCUUCUGAUUGGUGGACCUGCCAAGUGGGUCGGUCCAUCCACAGCGACUCAGUAACUGGUUUCUACCCACCUCACCCCUGCUGUCUCCUCACUGUGUGUAAACCAGGUCUCUGCUGUGCAGCAGUUUACUCUCUGAGCCUGUUCACACCUGGUGGUAACAUGCCUCCCAGGUGAGCCAAUCACACGUGGACAUGCAGCUCUGAGUACGUCAGUUCACGCCUGUUGUCAUAAUGUGUAUGGCCAGGUGUGAUCAGACCUCAGCUAUGUCACUCUAAUGUAAAUAAACA
Molecule: messenger RNA, 2255 nt
Organism: Chelmon rostratus (copperband butterflyfish)
Lineage: Eukaryota; Metazoa; Chordata; Actinopteri; Chaetodontiformes; Chaetodontidae
Product: hepatoma-derived growth factor-related protein 2
Exons: 9
Coding region: 686-1438 (250 amino acids)
Source: RefSeq, a predicted model, not a curated record